Messenger RNA from Peromyscus maniculatus bairdii (prairie deer mouse), 5779 nucleotides. NCBI's taxonomy places the organism in Eukaryota, Metazoa, Chordata, Mammalia, Rodentia, Cricetidae. The record is from RefSeq and is a predicted model, not a curated record.
CCAACUUAACAGGACAUGCAGAGAAGGUGGGAAUUGAAAAUUUUGAGCUGCUGAAGGUCCUAGGAACUGGAGCUUAUGGGAAAGUAUUUCUAGUUCGUAAAAUAAGCGGUCAUGAUGCUGGAAAGCUGUAUGCCAUGAAAGUUUUGAAAAAGGCAACAAUAGUUCAAAAGGCUAAAACUACAGAGCACACAAGGACAGAACGACAAGUUCUGGAGCACAUUAGACAGUCGCCAUUUUUGGUGACACUGCACUAUGCUUUCCAGACAGAGACCAAACUUCAUCUCAUCUUAGAUUAUAUAAAUGGUGGAGAACUUUUUACUCAUCUUUCUCAAAGAGAGCGUUUCACAGAGCACGAAGUGCAGAUCUAUGUUGGAGAGAUUGUGCUUGCCCUGGAACACCUGCACAAGUUGGGGAUUAUAUACCGGGACAUUAAGCUUGAAAAUAUUCUACUUGAUUCUAAUGGCCAUGUGGUGCUGACAGAUUUUGGUCUGAGUAAGGAGUUUGUGGCUGAUGAAACUGAAAGAGCAUAUUCUUUUUGUGGAACUAUUGAAUACAUGGCACCAGAUAUUGUCAGAGGGGGUGAUUCAGGACAUGACAAGGCAGUUGACUGGUGGAGUUUAGGUGUUCUAAUGUAUGAACUACUAACGGGAGCGUCUCCUUUCACUGUUGAUGGAGAAAAAAAUUCCCAGGCUGAGAUAUCUAGGAGAAUCUUAAAAAGUGAGCCUCCAUAUCCCCAGGAAAUGAGCGCUCUAGCUAAAGACCUGCUUCAGCGGCUUUUGAUGAAAGAUCCCAAGAAGCGAUUGGGAUGUGGCCCCCGGGAUGCAGAGGAAAUCAAAGAACAUCUCUUCUUUCAGAAAAUAAAUUGGGAUGACUUAGCUGCCAAAAAAGUGCCUGCACCAUUUAAACCAGUGAUCCGGGAUGAGUUAGAUGUGAGUAACUUUGCUGAAGAGUUCACAGAAAUGGACCCUACCUAUUCUCCUGCAGCGCUGCCCCAGAGCUCUGAGAGGCUCUUUCAGGGCUAUUCCUUUGUUGCUCCUUCUAUCCUUUUCAAGCGUAAUGCGGCUGUCAUAGAUCCUCUUCAGUUCCAUAUGGGAGUUGAACGCCCUGGAGUAACAAAUGUUGCCAGGAGUGCAAUGAUGAAGGACUCACCAUUCUAUCAACACUAUGACCUAGAUCUGAAAGACAAACCUUUGGGAGAAGGAAGUUUUUCGAUUUGUCGAAAGUGUGUUCACAAAAAAAGUAACCAAGCAUUUGCCGUCAAAAUAAUCAGCAAAAGGAUGGAAGCCAAUACUCAGAAAGAAAUAACAGCUCUAAAACUCUGUGAAGGACACCCCAAUAUCGUGAAGCUUCAUGAAGUUUUUCAUGAUCAGCUUCAUACAUUCCUCGUGAUGGAACUUCUGAAUGGGGGAGAGCUGUUCGAGCGCAUCAAGAAGAAGAAGCACUUCAGUGAGACCGAGGCCAGCUACAUCAUGCGCAAGCUGGUCUCAGCUGUGAGCCACAUGCAUGAUGUUGGAGUGGUGCACAGAGACCUGAAACCUGAGAAUUUAUUGUUCACUGAUGAAAACGACAAUUUGGAAAUUAAAGUAAUUGACUUUGGGUUUGCACGCCUCAAGCCACCUGACAAUCAGCCCCUCAAGACCCCAUGCUUUACCCUUCACUAUGCAGCACCAGAGCUCUUGACGCACAAUGGCUAUGAUGAGUCCUGCGACCUGUGGAGUUUGGGUGUCAUCUUGUAUACAAUGUUGUCAGGGCAAGUACCAUUCCAGUCUCAUGACAGAAGUUUAACGUGCACCAGUGCAGUAGAAAUCAUGAAGAAAAUUAAAAAGGGAGAUUUCUCCUUUGAAGGAGAAGCAUGGAAGAAUGUAUCCCAAGAGGCUAAAGAUUUGAUUCAAGGACUUCUUACAGUUGAUCCAAAUAAAAGGCUGAAAAUGUCUGGCUUGAGAUACAAUGAAUGGCUUCAGGAUGGCAGUCAGCUGUCCUCCAAUCCUCUGAUGACUCCAGACAUUCUGGGAUCUUCAGGAGCUGCUGUACACACCUGUGUGAAAGCAACCUUUCAUGCCUUUAACAAAUACAAGAGAGAAGGGUUUUGUCUUCAGAAUGUGGACAAGGCCCCUUUGGCUAAGAGGAGGAAGAUGAAGAGGACAAGCACCAGCACAGAGACACGCAGCAGCUCCAGCGAGAGCUCCCGCUCCUCCUCCUCGCAUUCCCAUGGCAAAACGACGCCCACCAAGACGCUGCAGCCUGGCAACCCUACAGACAGCAGUAACCCAGACACCCUCUUCCAGUUCUCAGACUGAGGACUGUGGGAAUGGUAGGACGUCUUGGCUGACCCUUGCACCUUAGUUCCCUCAGCAUGUGCCUGAGGUAUGAUCUGUGCUUUAAAAAGAUGUCUCCCAUUGUUCUCAUUGGAAUCUGCCUCUUAAUGAAUUUUUUUUUUUUUUUCGGGAAAGCCUGUUUGGUUAUCUUUGUCCAAAAGCACUGGACAGCAUUACUGUGAAUAGAGGACACAUGAUACUUUUUAGCGGACUAGCACGAUGCCAGCUCAAGAUUCUUCUUGAAACAGCAAAGGUUUCUGUAAUUUUAGUGACGGGUUAGAUAAGUCACAGAUGUCCACAUGUCUGCCAAGAAGACUUGAUGACUUCUGCUUUGCCUGGUGAACACAGUUUUUAAGAGACUUGUAUCCUUUGGGUAGUGACCAGAGAAAAAGGUCUGAUUUCAAAACAGAUGCUAUAAUGAAUUUUAUGUGUGGCUUUGUUUCUUAAAAGAGAAUUUUAACUUAUUGUUUUUAUUUUAUGGUCAUAUAUAAUGAUAACUUGCUAUUAUUAAUAAUCUUUUUCUAAAAAGUAAAAAAAAUAUUUAAGAACUUAAGGUCCUGUGUUCUGCACUUGGGACCAUCUGAACUGCAUGCUAAGCUAUGUUUGUUUUUAAUUUUGCACUGCUCUUUCCUAGCAGUUUGUUUUAAAGGUUAUUGCAGGAAUUAAGGUACAUGUCUCUUGGUUUAUGUAAUACAGCACUUUAUAAAAUAGUAUGAGUAUUGCAGUCUGUCUUAUAAGGUGCACUAUUUAAAGCAUAUGUACUGUAUUUUUGCUAUUCUUUUCAUUAUCUACUUUAAUUUGUCCUCACAUCCCCCUUCUGCUUUCUAUGCAGCAAGUAGAAAGGGACAUGUUGUAUAAUGACUCAUUAGCCACUUAUGCACCAAUACGAGGAACAGGAAAGGGAAAUUCUACUCAACACUGUGCUUCAUAUCUGUACACUGUGUUGCACUACAGUGAGGCAUUUCCUCCUGUAGUCAGAUAUUAUGUACAUAAUAUUUUAGAACCAUACCUAUACUUGUUUUUGAAAUGUUUCUGUUGAAUUUUAAAUCCACAAAGCAUUUUAUAAACUUAUGCAGAGCACUUUUAUUGCUCAAAAGUUCUAAAUUGAUAUAGACAAGUGCUAUGCCGUGAAGACAUUUCAUUGAAAGACUGCUUCAUUUUACAAUUAAUACAAACUAAUUAAUUCCCUAUGCAAAAAAAGAAAUUACAAGAUUUGUAUGUUUUUUUCCUUUAAAGCCAUUACAUAGAAUGUCAGGACUAAGAAAAAUGAUCUUCGCUAUGUUUACAAAAAUUAUGCUUAAAAAGAUACUGUCCAACAUGUUUAUUUUAGUUUUGUUAGUGAUAACUCUUCAGCAUUAGUUUGGAAUUUGGACAUGAUACCUAUUUAUCUCUUUCUUAAGGUAUUAGCAGCAUUAAUUUCAACCGGUGAUGAAUACUGCAUUCUGUGUAAUGGUAAUGUAUUUAUUACUAAAUCAGUGUACAUAUUAAUAGUAUAGGCAGCAAAAAAUGACAAAUAUUAAAAUAUUUUCAAAACAUUACAUUAUCCUGUUCACUUUUUGUUCACAGUAGUUACUGGGGAUAUUUUUUGAUACUCUUGGACUGGCCAAAUGGCUAUAUAAUUCUCACCGAAUCAAUAAAAAUUUUAUACUCCUAGCUUUCAGUCAUUUCUAGCAAUGAUAGGAAACUGUGAAUUAUUAAUAAACUACAGCUGUUUCACAAAAUGUGAUCUCCUUGGGCACAGAUUUUUAAUAAGAAUAUGUCCACUUAUUUUUACACUGGAUAUAUUUGGAUUGUAUUUGGAAAUGUGUAAGUUAGUUCUUGAAGUCAUUUGUAAAUGUGUGUCCUGAUAGGAAAUACAAGUUGCAAAGUACAAACUGAGGAGAUUGUGUUGCCAACAAAAGGUAAUCCAGAAAAGUGGUUCAACCCUCCUCAUGAUUUAUUAGUUCAUUGUCAAUAUUGGAAAUUGAUGGGUUUUUCAUUUCAUCACCUUGUAUCUUCUGGAGGAUUUGAUAGACACUGGGCAAAAGUCAGGUAUAGUAAGAAGAAAAGGUAAGGCUUUCUGCAAACUGUUGAGCCUAACUGAAUCAUCUAGAAAAGACCACAAGAAACUCACAGCCCAGGCCUUCAAUAAGAUGCUACCACCGUCACCCAAUUUAUAAGCACCUGAAAGACACCACCUAAUGAUCCCUUGCAGAUUCUGUGUUAGUGGACAAGUUUUCCUCUAAGAAUCAUAAAACUUUCACUUGAUCACAUCAAAAUUAAAUAAUAAAAACGCUACAUGCAAAAAUAUGAAGUGAGGAUCUGGAGAGAUGGCCCAGCAGUUAAGAGCAAACACGGCUCUCAGAAGGAUGUGAGUUCUGUUCCCAGCAUCUGUGUCAGACAGCUCACUACAGCUGGAACCCCAGCUCCGGGGCAUUCUGUGCCCUCUUCCGGUGCACAAAAUAUUAACUGAAAUGACUUGAUUUUUGGAGUAAAAUAGAAGUAGAUCGGAGAAAAUAAAUAUCUGCUUUAAGUUCUCUUUAUUACAAUAGUUUUGGGGGUAGAGCCAAGUCAUCCCACCCUUCUUCAUUGGUUACAUUGUGUGUAAUUUAGACCACUGCAUAUCCCGAGUCACACAUUUUGUAAUCGCCUGUGCCUGAUAUAUUGAAAGGCCCGGAUAAUAAGAAAAGGAAUUUGAUAGGGGAACAAAACUAAAGUAGACCAGUUUUUUGUAAUUGUGCCAGAUCCUGUUGCUGAAUGAACUAAUUUAGCUAUCUUGAGAACUGAUGGGUUUCAAGCCUCUAUAGAAACCAUUAAACUAUUGGAGUGAAGUGAAUUUCAACAUAAUUAUCUGUCUUGAAGUUGCAGGUUCAUUUGUGCAUGAAAACCGCCUUUUUCUUUGAGAUUACUGCUAAUUAAAUAAUUAUGCAAAUGGCUAUAUUUUAAAUGUAAGGUGAUUAUUUUAAAGAAUCCUACUAGGGUAACAGUGAGUGAUUUGUUCUUUUUUAAAUAAAGGAAAUCCUUUAUCUAAAUAUGAACUCAAGUAUUUUAUAAAAGCAUAUAAUUUAUUGUGUACUUGUUCACUUUACUUCUAAUUUUCUUUUCUUCUUUUUUUUUCCUUUUUGGUUUUUAGAGAUAGGGUUUCUCUGUGUAGCCCUGGCCUCGAACUCAGAGAUCUGCCUGCCUCUGCCUCCUGAGUGCUGGGAUUAGAGGUGUGUAUCACCACUACCGGGCCACUUUUCUUCUAUUUCCAACAAAUAUUUUGGCUAGAUUUAUUAAGAACAAGCUGCUUUAAAAUGUUGGAGAUUUCUAAUUGUUAGCUCUGUUGUUUUCCCAGAGGCCAGUAAGAACAGCACAGUUGGGAUGCUUGUGUGGUAACACUCCUAAUACUCCUUAGUCUGCUGAGUUAAAUUCUUGUGUUACUUACAUUCUGUCAGAAUAAUUGUCUCAUGGAUGAAUUAUUAUAAUAAAAUAUCUUCAGUUUA